GCUGCGGCUUCGCGCAGCCGCCCGCCCGCGGGAUCUCACAGCCGUCCGCCCCGGAGAGGACCGACUGCCCAGAGCGCGGGUCCCGGGGCUCCCUGGGCGCGGCCGUUCCCGGGGAGCCCCCCGACUGCCUCUCUGAGCAGGGUGGGGAAGGGGAUCCUAGCCCGCCGCCGCCUCCGAGCAGGCCGCCAGGACUCUGGCGGCCGGAGAUGGGCGCCCGGCUUUCGCGGCGGCGGCUGCCCGCGGACCCGCCCAUAGCCUUGGACGCGCUGCCGCCGGAGCUGCUCGUGGAGGUGCUGAGCCACGUGCCACCGCGAGCGUUAGUGACGCGCUGCCGCCCAGUGUGCCGCGCCUGGCGCGACGUGGUGGACGGGCCCACCGUGUGGCUGCUGCAGCUGGCCCGCGACCGCAGCGCGGAGGGCCGCGCUCUUUACGCGGUGGCCCAGCGCUGCCCGCCCAACAGCGAGGACGAGGAAGAGUUGCCGCUCUGUGCCCUGGCGCGCUACUGCCUGAGAGCGCCCCUCGGCCGCAACCUCAUCUUCAACUCCUGCGGAGAGCAGGGCUUCAGAGGCUGGGAGGUGGAGCACGGCGGGAAUGGCUGGGCUGUGGAAAAGAACCUAAUACUGGUGCCGGGCGCUCCUUCCCAGACCUGCUUCGUGACUUCUUUCGAUAACCUCAUAGUUUUAUCUUUUACAUUUAGAUCUUUAAUCCACCUUGAAUGUGAUGUUCGCUUCCCAUUGACUGACCCAACAGGAAGUAGAGGAUGGUGCUUCAAGAGGCAGCUUGUGGAUUUGGUGAUGGAGGGUGUGUGGCAGGAGCUGCUCGACAGCUCCCAGAUCGAGAUCUGUGUGGCCGACUGGUGGGGUGCCCGGGAGAACUGCGGCUGCAUCUACCGGCUCCGGGUCCGCCUCCUGGACAUGUACGAAAACGAAGUGGUCAAGUUCUCGGCAUCACCCAACCCGGUCCUUCAGUGGACUGAAAGAGGCUGCCGACAGCGUCACAGUCUAGACUCAGCUUCGCCAGGAUACGAUCUUUUGGCUGCUUUCUUCACGGCUAUAUCCCCAGCGCCUGGAGCAGGGCCAGGUCUCCCACGUCUUUACCAACUUUGGCAAGGGCAUCCGCUAUGUGUCUUUUGAGCAGUAUGGAAGAGACACGCGUUCCUGGGUGGGGCACUAUGGUGCCCUCGUGACCCACUCCAGCGUGAGGGUCAGGAUCCGCCUGUCCUAGCUAACCAGCCUGAUCCAGCCUUCCGGGACAGACCGCCAUCUGCCAGACACCAUCGUCAAUCAAGGUCGGCUCUGCAGCCACGAGCCGGAGGAUGCCCGAGGACAGUGGGGGUCCCGUGUAGCCUGUUCCCGGAAUGUUUCCAGUGAACCCCACUUGCUGCUGCUUCAGCGUGGUGGCCCCCAUGCUAUUCGAGAAACCAGGGAUCCAACCAGGCUGGUCACUUGCCUCCCCAGCUUCCCAGGGGGAGUGUCAGAGAGUAACUCAGAGACCUGUACGUUACUUGCAAAUUUUUUUCUCACGUGUGGAUAUCAGUUGACAGACUGAGUCAGAAAACAAAGGCCAAACCAGGAUUUCAGACAGAGGAAAGCUGCGGGCAGUCGUGGACAAGGACUCUUCUCAGCAUGCUUUGGGGCAAGGAGAUUGCUGGCAGGGAGCAGAGGUCCUUGAGGGGACCAGCAGCAGCCUCAAAGUGAACUCUUCCUGUUGUUUUGGGGAGUCUCUGGGAUUUGGCAGCGGGCCUGUGCAACCGCCUCCAGCACCACGCCCAUGAGCACCUCCCCUCUGGGCCAGGUGCCAUUUCUUUCAGAAUUUCUGAGGCCAGUUCUGUGCUGACCCCCAAACUGUAUCCUCCACCCCCACCUCCUGCCCCUACCUCGGGGGCAGCUCGCCUCCUGUCAGGCGACAGCCUCCUUUUCUCCACACUUGAGCCCGCUUGGAGAUGGACCCCGGGAGCAAGGCAUGCUGUGAAGGAAAGCUCUCCUUUCCCCAACUGAGCGCAGCCAACAAGCUCGCUCAAUAAACUCGGUGCUAAGCAUGA
Orcinus orca (killer whale) is the source of this 2041-nucleotide messenger RNA. RefSeq names its product F-box only protein 17. Bases 207 to 1133 code for a protein of 308 amino acids. The transcript is spliced from 9 exons. Gene Ontology annotation, cellular component: SCF ubiquitin ligase complex; cytoplasm. Gene Ontology annotation, molecular function: protein binding; ubiquitin protein ligase activity. The record is from RefSeq and is a predicted model, not a curated record. Lineage: Eukaryota; Metazoa; Chordata; Mammalia; Artiodactyla; Delphinidae. Gene Ontology annotation, biological process: glycoprotein catabolic process; SCF-dependent proteasomal ubiquitin-dependent protein catabolic process.